This is a messenger RNA of Triticum aestivum (bread wheat), 1423 nucleotides long. Its product is annotated as acidic endochitinase-like. The transcript has a single exon. Gene Ontology annotation, molecular function: chitinase activity. Lineage: Eukaryota; Viridiplantae; Streptophyta; Magnoliopsida; Poales; Poaceae. Gene Ontology annotation, cellular component: extracellular region. The coding region runs from base 46 to 975 and encodes 309 amino acids. Gene Ontology annotation, biological process: carbohydrate metabolic process. The record is from RefSeq and is a predicted model, not a curated record.
GCCCCACUCCCUUGUGAGCGAAAGAGCUAGCCGCAGCUACCAACAAUGGCCAUCCCGGCUAAAGCCAGCAGCUCCUUCUCCGUCGCCUGCCUCUUGGCCGCCAUCUUCCUCCUCUCCUCAGCCCCACGGAGCCACGGCGGCAGCAUCGCCAUCUACUGGGGCCAGAACGGCAACGAGGGCACCCUGGCCGAGACCUGCAGCACGGGCAACUACGCCUUCGUCAACAUCGCUUUCCUCUGCAGCUUCGGGUCGGCCCAGGAGACCCCGCAGCUCAACCUGGCGGGCCACUGCGACCCCUACUCCAACGCCUGCACCAACCUCACCGCCGACAUCAACCUCUGCCAGUCCAAGGGCGUCAAGGUGAUGCUCUCCAUCGGCGGCGGCGCCGGCGGGUACACGCUCAACUCCGAGCAGGACGCCGCCGACCUCGCGAAGUACAUCUGGGACAGCUUCCUCGGCGGGAGCUCGCCCAAGCGGCCGCUCGGCGCCGCCGUGCUCGACGGCGUCGACUUCGACAUCGAGGGAGGGAACCCGGACUACUACGGCGCGCUGGCGGCGCACCUCAAGGCCUACGGCGGCAAGGGCAAGGGGGGCAGCAAGGAGGUGUACCUGUCGGCGGCGCCGCAGUGCCCGUUCCCGGACCAGUGGGUCGGCAAGGCGCUCCAGACCGGCCUCUUCGACUACGUGUGGGUGCAGUUCUACAACAACCCGCCGUGCCAGUACGUGCAGGGGGACACGGCCAACCUCAUGGACUCGUGGAAGCAGUGGACGUCGGGGGUCCACGCCAAGUACAUCUUCCUCGGGCUGCCGGCGGCGCCGGCGGCGGCCGGGAGCGGGUUCAUACCGGCGGGGAGCCUGGAGUCGCAGGUGCUCCCGGCGCUCAAGGGCUCCAGCAAGUACGGAGGGGUGAUGCUGUGGUCCAAGUUCUACGACGACCAGGACGGCUACAGCUCCGCCAUCAAGAACGCCGUCUGAUGAUGAUCGAUCUCAUUCCUGCACGGCCCGGGUUAUGGGAGCCGACAGUGGUGUGUGUAUAGUUGUGGCGCAUAUGGUCUGGCGACUGGCGUAGUUAAUUUAUCUGUGCGCACAGCGGGAUUUAUAUCGAAUAAAAGGAUCUGUCACCUGUACAGUGUUCUGCUGCUGGACUUACAGUCAACAUAUAUUAAAUCAUACUCCGUAAUUCUGACGAACGCGCCAGUCAUUUUCAAAUGAUACAAGACUAGAUAUGUGGCCGAGGCACUCUCAAAUAACACAUGGAUCAACGACAUCAGAUGUACACUUCCUGUCCAGGCCAUUGGAAUUCAUGGACCUGUGGCGUCUUUGUCUCGUACAGGAUGCUGCCCUGCGGCAGUUUAUUCAAUUGGCCAAGCCAGUGCUAUGAGCGGCCUCGUUUGCCUGGCGAUGAACAAAAUGAAGCUGGAAU